GAGUCUUGAGACGUCAGUGAAAUAAGAAGUCGCUCAAAUAUUUGGAGGAGCAAUUUUUAUUUCACCAACUGCAGAAAUGCAAGCGAUCAGGUCUCUGUUUGUCCCAAAGUGGUCUUCAGAUGUGGUUCUGGAGGGAAAGACGGCUAUGGUGACGGGGGCUAACACUGGAAUUGGGAAAGAGACAGCUAAAGACCUGGCCGGCAGAGGUGCGCGGGUGAUUUUGGCAUGCAGAGACAUGGCAAAAGGAGAGCAGGCUGCUCGUGACAUCAUGAGAGAGGUGAAGGGAGCCAAGGUAGUCGCCAGGCAACUGGAUCUGGCUGACACCAAAUCAAUCUGCCAGUUUGCUGAGAAUAUCUACAAUACUGAAAAGGCUCUUCACUACCUGAUCAACAAUGCAGGUGUGGCUAUUUGCCCUCAUGCAAUGACAGUGGAUGGAUACGAGAUGCAGUUUGGAGUCAAUCACUUGGGCCAUUUCUUCCUGACCUUCCUGUUACUGGACUUGCUGAAGCACUCAGCCCCAUCCCGGAUUAUCAACGUGUCUUCGGCAGCUCACGCCAUGGGCAAGAUCCAGUUUGAUGACCUGAGUGGUGAGAAGGACUAUCACCCCGUUAGGGCCUACGCACAGAGCAAGCUGGCCAACGUCCUGUUCACCAGAGAGCUGGCCAAGAGGACCGAGGUCCAAGGUGUGACGGCUUACUCAGUGGACCCUGGAAUGGUGAACACUGAGAUAACCAGGCACAUAAGGCGCCCUCUUGUGGAUCUAUUCAAGACCUUCAGUUUCCUGCUCAGGACCCCGGCAGAGGGAGCCCACACCAUCAUCUAUUGCACCGUCACUCCCGAGAACCAGUUGCGCACUGGAGGAUACUACAGGAACUGUGCCAUUGCAGAGAGCUGCAGGGCAGGUCAGGAUGAUGGCACUGCCUUAAAGUUGUGGGCUGUGAGCUGCCACCUGCUAGGCAUACGCUGGAGAUAAACUCACAGCCUUGACAGCGUGUGCUCUCCCACAUACCAUAAGUCAGUGUUCACAGGCUCAUGCAAAGAUAACGCUGAUGCAAUAAAUAUGGUGAUGCUAGACUUGUUGAAUGCUGAAAAUGUGCUUUAUGUGGAUGGAGAAAAUUUGUGUAAGUAGGCAAGCAGGAAAAAAUUAAGAUAAAAUUAAUAAAAAUA
This is a messenger RNA of Toxotes jaculatrix (banded archerfish), 1167 nucleotides long. RefSeq lists its product as uncharacterized. Lineage: Eukaryota; Metazoa; Chordata; Actinopteri; Toxotidae. The record is from RefSeq and is a predicted model, not a curated record. The transcript has 7 exons. The coding region runs from base 77 to 973 and encodes 298 amino acids.